Messenger RNA from Salvia splendens (bonfire salvia), 1683 nucleotides. RefSeq names its product cold-responsive protein kinase 1. NCBI's taxonomy places the organism in Eukaryota, Viridiplantae, Streptophyta, Magnoliopsida, Lamiales, Lamiaceae. Bases 13 to 1653 code for a protein of 546 amino acids. The record is from RefSeq and is a predicted model, not a curated record. Gene Ontology annotation, molecular function: protein kinase activity; ATP binding. The transcript is spliced from 5 exons. Gene Ontology annotation, biological process: protein phosphorylation.
CAUAAAAAUAGUAUGGUUUUCCAUUUUAGGUACGAGAGCUACAACUUCUACGAGCAGACGAUAGAGAACACUAUAAUGUGCGGAGACAGAAGCGCACUGCAGGAGAAGGCAUUCACUGCCGCAGCACAGAAGCUAUUAACCGAUCUCGCAAUCGCGACGCCAAGAGCUAGCGCCUAUUCCACAGUCAGCAAGAGGGAGGUGUCUGACGACGGCCUCACCAUAUACGCAGCCGCGCAAUGUGCUGAAACAGUCACGCAAAGCGGGUGCCAGGGCUGCUUGAAUGCAGCAUACGAGAGCAUCAACAACUGCUUCCCGGCUGCUGAAGCAAGGCUUGCUGAUGCUGCCUGUUUCUUGAGAUAUUCCGACGCGCCCUUCUUCUCGGAUAAUCAGACAACUGAUAUCACCCCUUUAUUAGACGUAGGAGGGAAGUCCAGCAACGGAAAAGUUGUUGUAGGGGGAGUGGUUGGUGGUGUUGGUGGCCUUGUUAUAUUAGUUGGUUUUGUUGUAUGGUCUGCAAGUGCCAAAGCAGCUUGUGUUGUUCAUUUGCUGUCUAUUUUUCUUAUAGUUAGUAUGGGAAAUAAAAAGCAAUUUGUUUGUGUCAUUGUAGGUAAUAUUUUGGGAGCAACUGAGUUGCAAAGGCCAAAUGUGUACAGCUACAAAGAGUUGAAAGCCGCAACCGACAAUUUUAGCGACGAAAAAAAACUAGGGGAAGGCAGCUUUGGUGUUGUAUACAAGGCCAGCUUAAGAAAUGGGAACGUGGUGGCGGUGAAGAGGCUGGAUAUAAGUUACAGCAGAGCAAAGGCAGAUUUCGAGAGUGAAGGAAGACUGAUCAGCAAUGUUCAUCACCGCAAUCUUGUACGUCUCUUGGGAUGUUGUAGCAACGGAUCGCAACUGCUUCUCAUCUACGAGUACAUGGAAAACGGAAGCCUCGACACGUUCUUAUACGGUGAGAAGCGGGGAUCGUUGAGCUGGAAACAACGAUUCGAUAUGAUAUAUGGAAUAGCAAGGGGCAUCGCAUAUUUGCACGAGAAUUACCACGUUACUAUAAUACAUCGAGACAUCAAGCCCAGCAACAUUUUAGUGGACAGUGAAUUUGAAGCGAAGAUUGCUGAUUUUGGAUUGGCAAGGCUUCUACCGGAGAAUCUGAGCCAUGUCAUCACUAAAUUCGCGGGCACAUUGGGAUACACAGCACCGGAAUACGCGGUGCAUGGACAUUUAUCAGAGAAAGUCGACAUCUACAGCUUUGGAGUUGUAGUCCUCGAAAUCAUCAGUGGCCAAAGAUGCAGUGAUCUCCACACCAAUUCCAAUUCCAAUUCCAAUUCCAAUUCCAAUUCUAAUCCAACCUAUCUCCUAGAUGAGGCGUGGAAUCUAUACGAGUGUGGGAUGCAUCAGAAACUAGCGGACGGCAUGUUGGAUUCGAAGGAAUAUAGAGUGGAUGAAUUGAAGAAAAUGGUUGAAAUUGGUUUGAUUUGCACACAGUCGCCACCAUCUUCGAGGCCAAGCAUGUCCGAAAUUCUUGCAAUGAUGUUAAGCGAUGGUAAAGAGGAGAUGAGACUUCCACGUAGGCCUAAUUCCAUUAUUGAGGGACCAAAUGCUUCACUCUCAUCUGCCUCUAAUGCCACUCUAUCCUUCACCAACUUCACUGCCCGCUAGAUUUCUAAUUCCUCUAUUACCAAUACUGCA